This is a messenger RNA of Wyeomyia smithii (pitcher-plant mosquito), 3980 nucleotides long. RefSeq names its product protein O-GlcNAcase (gene Oga). NCBI's taxonomy places the organism in Eukaryota, Metazoa, Arthropoda, Insecta, Diptera, Culicidae. Gene Ontology annotation, biological process: glycoprotein metabolic process. The record is from RefSeq and is a predicted model, not a curated record. Bases 301 to 3795 code for a protein of 1164 amino acids. Gene Ontology annotation, molecular function: beta-N-acetylglucosaminidase activity. The transcript is spliced from 6 exons.
CUAGCUGGGUUAUUCGCAUUGAAAGAGAUUUUGAAGGCUGUUCGCACUUACGUGAACACUCAUAUGCAAUUGUCAAAAUGUGCGUGAUGACAAAAGCAAAAAUAUUUCCUUCCUUCUUUUUCGCAUGCAAAAACCAAACAAAUAUCAGCAACACCGUCAACGCGAAUAGCACAAACAGUUCAUAGCUUUGGUUAAUUUUUUUUCACUGAAUAUUCAAACUUUUCAAAUUAAUCGAAAUAAUACAAUUGGAUUUCAUAAUUGGAAUCUGGGUGCCAUAGUGCAAAAACCAAGCAUACAGUAAUGGCUGAGCCAGUAGUGAAGUCCUCGGAUCUGCAACAGAAAACAAGCUCUGAAGAUGUCGAUUUAUUUAAUAAAUCGCCAGUUGAUACGGGAAGUGAAUCUGAAUGUAGAAAUAGUUUUAUUUGCGGUGUAGUUGAGGGCUUUUACGGCCGCCCGUGGACAACUGAGCAGCGUAAAGACUUAUUCAGAAAAAUGAAACAAUGGGGAAUGGACUCUUACGUAUACGCUCCAAAAGACGACUACAAGCAUCGAGCAUAUUGGAGAGAAUUGUAUACAGUAGAAGAGGCAGACCAUCUAACAGGCUUGAUUACUGCUGCCCACGAACAGAAUAUUAAUUUCUACUAUGCUCUUUCACCAGGGUUAGAUAUAACGUACAGCAAUAGUAAGGAAGUUGCGGUUCUCAAACGUAAAUUAGACCAAGUAUCACAAUUUGGUUGCAGAGCAUUUGCAUUAUUAUUUGAUGACAUAGAACCAGAAAUGUGUAAAUCGGAUAAGGAAGUAUUUCAAAGUUUUGCUUAUGCCCAGGUAUCGGUUACAAAUGAAAUCUACAAUCACCUCAAUUGCCCUCGUUUUCUGUUCUGCCCCACGCAAUACUGCAGUUCAAGGGCAGUUCCUACGGUGAAGCAAUCAGAGUAUCUAAACACGUUGGGCUCAAAACUUAUACAAAAGAUUGACGUUAUGUGGACUGGUCCAAAAGUUAUUUCCAAGUUACUAACUGUAGAAUGUAUUCAAGAAAUUACGGAAGUUUUGAAACGUCCCCCCGUUAUUUGGGAUAAUCUGCAUGCCAAUGACUAUGAUCAAAAACGUGUUUUUCUUGGUCCUUAUUCAGGUCGCUCACCGGAGUUGAUUCCCUUAUUACGCGGAGUAGUUACUAAUCCUAACUGUGAAUUCCAUGCUAAUGCCAUUGCUAUUCAGACGCUGGCAUUUUGGAGUAAGUGCAGCGCUGAUACGAAAAUAAGUUCCUCGAUAUCAUCGGAUGUGAAAUUAGAAACGGAAAACGAGGAAGGAAUAUGUCAGGAAGACGCUCCAGCUUUUUUGUCGAAGAAUGUAUAUCAUCCGAGACUUGCCUUGAAGAACGCAAUCGCCAAUUGGCUGCCGGAAUUUUAUCACGAGAAAGAAGCUUGGGGACCUAUUUGUAAACCUCAACCUGCCGUCACAAUGGUUAUGCCCAUUAUUCCCAUCAUACCAUCAGUGAAUACCUGCAUGACGUUAACUUCAACCAAUACUACAACUACAACGAGUGCAAAUCCACUGCCAGUUCCGGAAGUCAAUACUACACAAUUGCAGCUGUUUGCCGAUGUUUGUAGUACUGUUACAAGCACUACAGAAAAUGUACCCGCCCCUAUAAUGAAUUCAUUGGUAUCGGCGACCAAAGUAAUUACUAACGAGUCGCUGCCAAACCCCGUAGCUGCAGCAGUUAAUAAUAUGGCAAUUCCUGCAACAAUUCCAGUUUCCAGUAUACCGAUGCCAAUAAUGUGCAUUAAGCCGGCAUGCGAGACGACUGACUGUGAAGAUCUGUCCAGCAAGAAAUUGACCAUGGUGGAACAGAUAAACGAAGUUGCUUGUUCCAGGGAUGUUGAACCUCUGGAAGAGGACGCAGUGAUAGAAAACGAUUUAGAACAAAAACAGUUGGACGAAUCGGCUGAAAAACGGAAAUCAAUUUCUUCCGACAUUCCUUUACUGGUUGACGAAGAGUUCAAGGAAGAGCUUGAAGCGGAAGUUAAGAAACUUAAAGAACCCGAAAGUUCUGAAUUGCGCAUGUUUGACGACGCGGAGGACCGAGGAGAUUCUGAAGUUAAAAUGUUAGAUUUAGAAGAUAACGAAAUAAAAAUGACGGACGCUAGUGAAGGAGAAGAGAAAAUGACAGUAAGCGAAGAGGUUGUGGUGAAUCAAAUAAAAAUCAACAUUGGAGAUGAUGAUGUUAAAGUUGAAGAAGUGUUCAGCAAUAGUAAUUUGUGCGCUUCGUCCGCUGGGGUCUGUGCUGAGCCUAUGGAAUGUGGAAGCAAUCUUACUUCGCCUAAACAUACGAUGAAAACGCACUUCGACGAUGUUAUGAUGUCAGAAACAACAUCGACCUGCUCUGGUGUUAUGCAAGUAGAGAGUUCCGAUACUUCGUUAACAUCGAAUGCAGAAAUGGUAGACGAUAAAAGCAGCAGCGAUAAGGACAUAACAACUGCCGACAUCAUACUACUGUGUGAUUUAUUUUACCUUCCAUUCGAACAUGGAAGUAAAGCUUUACAACUGCUAUCAGAAUUUUACUGGCUCAAAACUAACGCAAGUGUUCUUUGCAAGCGUAAUCGAAAACACUUAACAGACGCAACCACCAUAGCUGUUUCUACUAGAGGCUCGCAUCCGGAUCCCCGGAGUGGUGAAUGCUGUCAAGUGAAUGGUGCAGUUUCUCCUUCUGCAGAAAUUAAACACGGUUGUAAUAGGAGCGAAGUACAGGAAUGGUUGCGCCGGUCCGAAUCGUUCGAAAACUUAUGUCAAAGUAUUUUCCAAAUGGCUCGAAAAAUAGCACGAUGUCCAAACAAAGAGCUGUGCUACGAUUUGUUUUCUUACGUGUGGGACAUUGCAGCUGUUUUGUCUCUGCUUAGUGCAUUCGUUAAAUGGCUUGCACUAGGUCAUUUUCCAAGCAAUAUCAAUUCAUACACGCAAGGUGGAUAUACAUGGUUCAGUAAAGGCUGGAAGGAGACCUUCAUGUCCGGAGAUCAAGAACCAUGGGUUUUUCGUGGCGGACUAGUAGCAGACUUGCAACGCCUUAUCCCACUUGAUGCAGGCAAUGACUUGUUUUUAUAUAAACUGCCCGAAACGUCCGCCGUAAAUUUGUACACCAUUCGCCCCUAUGUACACUCUGACGAGGAAAGUGUUUACGCAGUGUGCCAGCGUACUAUGAAGGAUGGUGAUGAUUCGAAUGACAAACUGCCUGACGGGUUUAGAAAUGUUUUAGGGGAUCGGUACGUAGGGCCAUUUUUAACCCUUGCUCCUCAAUUUUGCAUGGUGAUCGAGGAUAAUAACCUUGGUGUAAUUGGAUACGCAUGUGCAGCCCUGGAUACAAAGACAUUUAUUCGUAAUCUUGAGCUUUGCUGGAUACCCGAGAUGUGUAUAAAGUAUCCAGUAUCAAUGGUAGAAGAUGUUGCAAACCAGAAAAAAGAUACCGUCAAAGCAGCUCAAACCACAUUAUCACAGAUGGUUCGCAAUAGUAUUAUGUACUUCAAUAACUUCAGUAGUGAAUACCCUGUAAGUGUCAUCAACUCGCAUCCAUCAGUUAUGUGCUGUCGAAUACUCAAAUCUCAUCUGGCAGAAGACGAAACAAUUUGCAAACGCGUUGUGACUGUUUUAUUGGCAGCGUUGCGUUCAAAUGGACCCUCUUUUGGUGUACACGUUUGCAUUAACCGAUCUGAUCGGUUUCUUUAUCAAUUCUAUUCAAAGCUGGGCUUUGUUGAAAUCUACAGAGAUGAGAGUGAUUCCAAUAUGUAUUUGGGAAGAAAUUUUUGAUAGCCGCAUUUCUUACUCCGUUUUUUUAUUAUACUACAGUCAUUGACAAGAGAAACGAAAUUUCAACUAUACUAUCAGCAAGUAUGAGCAGCUUAGUAUAAAUUGCUUAUACUUGUCAUUUCACGUGGUCAUGUAAUAAUUUGGAAUAGUUAAAAAAAAAUAAAUAUUUAAUUUUAUUAAAACAG